Messenger RNA from Miscanthus lutarioriparius, 744 nucleotides. The record is from the annotation of a GenBank genome assembly. NCBI's taxonomy places the organism in Eukaryota, Viridiplantae, Streptophyta, Magnoliopsida, Poales, Poaceae.
AUGGUUACUAGCGUUCGCUUUAUAGUUGGAAUUAUAGGAUCUGUAGUCUGUGUGCUCCUCUAUGCGGUUCCAGUGCUGACGUUUAAGAGAGUGGUAAAAGAGGCCAGUGUUGGAGAUUUCUCAUGCGUCCCAUAUAUCCUAGCUCUUUUCAGUGCCUUCACUUGGGGCUGGUACGGCUUUCCAAUUGUGAGUGAUGGGUGGGAGAACCUAUCACUCUUUGGUACCUGCGCUGUUGGAGUACUCUUUGAAACUUCAUUCGUCAUCGUAUACAUAUGGUUUGCACCAAGAGACAAAAAGAAGUUUGUCGUGCUAAUGGUAUCUCUGGUUGUGGGAAUGCUCUGCGUAAUUGUAUCUUUGUCAAGCUUCAUAUUCCACACACACCAUAAGCGCAAGGUAUUUGUUGGUAGCAUUGGUAUAGUGACUUCCAUGUCGAUGUACUGCGGUCCGCUUGUAGCCGUGAAACAAGUUAUCAGGACAAAGAGUGUGGAGUUCAUGCCUUUCUACCUGUCAUUGUUUUCCUUAUUAACCAGUUUUACUUGGACGCUGUAUGGAAUCCUAGGAAGGGAUCCCUAUCUUACGGCACCAAAUGGCGCCGGGUGUUUAACUGGAAUUCUUCAGUUAGUUGUGUACUGCAUUUACAGCAGAUGCAAUAAUAAACCACCGAAGACAGUCAAUGAUAUUGAGCUGGUAAAUGACCUGGACAUAGCAACUAGUCGUCAAGAUACAAAUGGCUGUAAGCCUUAG